AUGGCUCAAAAAGUAGCUUCUGCUGUUUCUUUAGGUGUUGCCGGUGUUGCAGGACUUAUCAUUGCAUAAAGUUGCAUUUACACAGUUGAACCAGGUCAUACUGCCUUAAAAUUCUCUAGACUUACAGGCUUGAGUGAUAAAUAAUAUAACGAAGGAUGGCAUUUAAGAGUUCCUUACUUUGAAAGACCCAUCAUUUUCAAUACUUAAACACGUUAUAAAACUUUCCCUGCUAACACUGCUAAUGCAGAUAUGUAAAGUGUUAACAUUACAGUCAGAGUUCUUUUUGAACCUAUCUAAGAUAAACUUUCAGAAUUAUACAGAUAUGUUGGAUAAGAUUAUGAUAAUAAAAUUCUUCCUUCUAUUAUGAAUGAAGUUAUGAGAGCUGUUGUAGCCUAAUACUCUGCAAGUUAAUUGAUGAGUUAAAGAGAUAAGAUUUCAUAGAAAAUUUAAAAAAUUCUUGAAGAAAGAGCUAGAGUUUUCCAUAUUAACAUUAAAAAUAUUGCUAUUACUGAACUUUCUUUCUCUAAAGAAUAUUAAGAAGCCACUGAAGCUAAGAAGAUUGCAUAAUAAGAAGCUGAAAGAGCUAGAUAUUAUGUAGAAAUGGCUAAAGAUAUUAAGAAAUCUAUUAUUAUUAAAGCUCAAGCUUAAACUAAAUCUAUCGAAUUAGUUGGUCAAGCUGCUGCCAAUGAUGCAUCUUAUAUUGAUUUGAAGAGAAUUGAAUAUGCUAAGGAAAUAGCUUCAGUUUUAGCUGAUUCUCGUAAUCAUAUUAUGUUAAAUAGCGAUAUCUUACAAAUGGACGCUUCUCUUAAAACUCCAAAGAGAAAUUGA
Messenger RNA from Tetrahymena thermophila SB210, 828 nucleotides. RefSeq names its product SPFH domain/band 7 family protein. The transcript is spliced from 5 exons. The record is from RefSeq and is a predicted model, not a curated record. Gene Ontology annotation, cellular component: mitochondrion; membrane. Gene Ontology annotation, biological process: mitochondrion organization. Lineage: Eukaryota; Ciliophora; Oligohymenophorea; Hymenostomatida; Tetrahymenidae.